Molecule: messenger RNA, 1644 nt
Organism: Trichechus manatus latirostris (Florida manatee)
Lineage: Eukaryota; Metazoa; Chordata; Mammalia; Sirenia; Trichechidae
Product: cytochrome P450 2F1
Exons: 11
Biological process (GO): xenobiotic metabolic process; epoxygenase P450 pathway
Cellular component (GO): cytoplasm; intracellular membrane-bounded organelle
Molecular function (GO): oxidoreductase activity, acting on paired donors, with incorporation or reduction of molecular oxygen, reduced flavin or flavoprotein as one donor, and incorporation of one atom of oxygen; arachidonate epoxygenase activity; iron ion binding
Source: RefSeq, a predicted model, not a curated record
AUGGACAGUGUAAUCACAGCCAUCUUGCUCCUGCUCCUGGCUCUCACCAGCCUGCUCCUGACCCUCACCUCAAGGGGCAAGGGCCGGCUUCCCCCAGGACCCAAACCCCUCCCUCUGCUGGGAAACCUGCUGCAGCUUCACUCCCAAGACAUGCUGACCUCCCUCACCAAGCUGAGCAAGGAGUACGACUCAGCAUACACAGUGCACCUGCGGCCCAGGCACAUGGUGGUUCUCAGUGGGUACCAAGCAUGAAGGAGGCACUCGUGGACCAGGGGGACGAGGGCGUUUAGUGGCCAUGGCUACUACCCCAUCUUUUUCAACUUCACUAAGGGCAAUGGCAUAAUCUUCUCCAGUGGGAACCGGUGGAAGGUCCUGAGGAGCUUCCCUGGCAAGAUUCUGUGGAACUUCGGGAUGGGGAAGAGAAGCAUCGCGGAGCGGAUCCAGGAGGAAGGCAACUUCCUGCUGGCGGAGCUUCGGAAAACUGAAGGCAAGUCUUUUGACCCCACGUUUGUGCUGAGCUGCUCAGUGUCCAGCAUCAUCUGCUCGUUGCUCUUCGGUAGCCGCUUCGACUACAAUGACGAUCAUCUGCUCACCAUUAUUAGCCUCAUCAACGACAACUUCAAAAUCAUGAGCAGCCCUUGGGGAGAGAUGUACAACCUCUUCCCAAGUCUCCUGGACUGGGUGCCUGGGCCACACCGACGCCUCUUCCAGGAUUUCGGGCACAUGAAGGACCUCAUUGCCAGCAGCGUCCGCGACCACCAGGCCUCUCUCGACCCCAGCUUUCCCCGGGACUUCAUCAAUUGCUUCCUCACCAAAAUGGCUCAAGAAAAGCAGGACCCGCUCAGCCACUUGUACAUGGAUACUCUGCUAAUGACCACACAUAACUUGCUACUCGGUGGCACCGAGACUGUAGGCACCACUCUGCGUCAUGCGUUCCUUGUGCUCAUGAAGUACCCAGAAGUGCAAGCCCGCGUACAGGAGGAGAUCGACAGCGUGGUGGGGCGCGCGCGGCUGCCGUCGCUGGAGGCCCGCACCGCCAUGCCCUAUACUGAUGCCGUGAUCCACGUGGUGCAGCGCUUCGCGGAUGCCAUCCCCAUGAACUUGCCGCACCGCGUCAUUCAGGACACGGCCUUCCGCGGCUUCCUUCUACCCAAGGGCACGGAUGUGAUCACCCUCCCUCACAACGUCCACUACGAUCCCAGCCGGUUCCUAACACCGAAGAAGUGCAACCCCCAGCAUUUUCUGGAUGAAAAUCAAUCCUUCAAGAACAGCCCUGCCUUUAUGCCCUUCUCAGCUGGGCGCAGACUGCGCCUUGGCGAGUCGCUGGGCUGGCGCAUGGAGCUCUUCCUCUACCUCACCGCCAUCCUGCAGAGCUUCUCGCUGCAGCCGCUGGGGGCGCCCGAGGACAUCGACCUGACCCCGAUCUGCUCUGGUCUAGGCAAUUUGCCGCGGCCCUUCCAGAAGUGCCUGCGCGCGCGCGAACGCCCCAGCCUCGGCCGCUCCAGAUUCGCCCGCGCAGUCGACGAGGCUCGCCCCCAGGGGUUGCUCCGUCCCUCUUCUUGUGCCAGUCCCCACUGCCUGCUCCUGGCCCAUUCUGGUCUGGGUCUGCCCCCUCCACCAGUGCCUGCAGGCCCGGAGAAGUGA